AUGAAUGGAUCUUCGAUGAUUGCUAAAAAAUUUUAUCUUAUCGGUGGACUAUGUCUGAUUUGGGGAAUAUUCGGUGUCGAGAGAACGAUUUAUUGGUUAUUUCUAUUCCUAACAAUCGUUUUUGGUUUCAUUCUGCAUUUGAUUAUUCACAAACAAACAUGGGCGAAAUCCAAUUCACUCUAUGAACAUAUUAGAAUAUCAUUUGUCAAAGCAAAACUACUUACACACAUUACUGAUAUCGAAUUCGAUUCAUUAUCACGUUCCAAACCAUCGAAGACAUUAAAUGAUCGUGCAUCAUUAACAGGAGUAUCUGAUAUUGAUGAGCCACUCUAUGAAUUAAUCGAUUUGUUUGUUCGUGAUUAUGUUGAAAUUUGGUACAAAACUCAAUUAAGUUCAGAUGAACUAUUCGUUGAAGAUGUCAAAAAUGGCAUUUACACGGCGAUUCGUCAUCUAUCUGAAAGAUUGCGUGAAAUCGAUUGGUUAGAGUUUUGUACGGGAACAAUCGUCGAUAGUUUUGCUACGCAUGUUCGACUGUAUCGAAAAGCUAAAGAACGUAUGCGUUUGGAACAAUCGACAGACAUUCGUUCGUGCUUCUUUGAUUUGGAAGCAGAAUACGAACGAGGAAUUUGUCGCGAUGAUGUCUGUAUGGAUAAAGACAAAGAAAAAGAGUUUCUUCGAGAUAUCGUCGAAGUUCUUUUGUAUAUACUUCUUCCGGCGAAUGAAUUCCGUUGUGUACCAGCUCGAAUUCUCAUUCGAGAAAUUGCAGUCAAUCUAGGUUUAAUACCAUUCAUUGAUAUGUAUGCUGAUCCUGACGCCGUCAAUCAAUUGAUUAUCAAAAUGUGUCAACAAAUUCCAUUAACCAUCGACAAUUUCCUUCUAGUCGUUCGAACGACUGACUCCAGAAUGGAAUUAAGUACACUAUUAGAAAGACUUGAUAUUGAGACAAGCCGGUGGAGAUCGAAAGACACCGGAGGAGAAAACGAUGCCGACGUGCGAGCUGUACUAAAUAGUUAUCAAUAUCUGAAAAAAUUACUCAACGAACGAUUGGAAGAUCAACUUCGAUUGGAACCUAUGAUAUUUGAUGAUGAUGAUUCGGUAUCAAAAGUAUCUUAUCGAGAAUUGCCAUUGACAGAAAUUCUAAACAAUUGCAAUGGCUUAGACUAUUUUUUAAAAUUUCUGCAAUCGAUCGAUGCUGUUGGGUAUGGAAGUUUUUACUUGAAUGCAGAAGCAUUCCGAUGUGCUGGGAUAACAGCAGUUCAACAGAAUGGAAAUAUGACUGAAGAACAACAUCAAUCAAAUCAGGCAAUCUUACGAAAUAUGGCAACUGAUCUUAUCGAACAAUAUUUUCUUCCGACUGGUACAUUCAAAUUACCUAUGGAUGAAAAUCUCAUUCAAAAAACACUGAAAGCUCUACAAGCACAAACAAUCGAUGAAACACUACUGGAUGAACUACAAACAAAAGUUUUCGAAAUUCUCUCAUCUGAUAAAUACUAUGGUCAGUUCAAAACGACAUCACAAUAUUUGAAAGUUUUAAGCGAAAUUGAUUUCACCGACUCACUUGCUGAUAAUUCCGAUGCUCUGUCAUUAUCGAGUAAUAAUAGUAAUGAAAUCUUGAAUGACAUCAAUGAACCUCACCAAUCAAGUCCAGGAAGUAGUUCGAGUAGUGCAUCAGCAUACGUACCUGAUCUGCUUGAUAAUGUUGACAACUAUGUAAUCACUACUGAAAUCAAUGAUUCCGGUAUAUGUUGUGAAAAGGGUGAAAAAUAUGCAAUCUAUGUGAUAUCUGUGUCUUGUAAAUCAUUAAAUCCGAUGAUGGAUGAUCAAAAACGUGAAUGGAUAACAUAUCGUCGUUACAGUGAAUUCAAUGAUCUCCAUAUGACAAUUAAAAAACGUUAUCCCGCUCUGCGUGAGUUUAUUCAGUUACCUAAUAAGAGCUUUAUGAACAAUACCAGUCAAGAAAUACGAUUGAAACGGCAAAAAGAAUUGAAUGAUUAUUUAGCUACAUUAACCAAACCGAAGGUUCUACACAAUAAUCCAGGCCUUGGCGAACUCUUGCUCAAAUUCUUGCGAAAUCAGCAAUGGAAGCACGAACAAACUGAAUUAUCUCGAAAGGAUUUUUUCACAUCAACGAUGGACACAUUGGUCAAUCCAUUCAAACAAGCAUCGAUCGGCAUCGUGAAAGGUGUUUCCAAAAUCGGAGGUGGUCUAACUAUCGUUUCGGAUAGUGUCGUAGAAAAUGCGAGCAAGAUCUUUCGAACAAAUGGAAAUAAUUCCAAUCGAAUAAAUAUUAAUUUGAACAAAGAUUCUCAAACAUUUUCCAUCGUUGAAGAAACUCAAGCAGAGAACGCAAAAAACAUUCCGCUUCGUGUAUUAUUGGUGAUUAUGGAUGAAGUGUUCGAUCUUAAACAGAAAAAUAUGUGGUUUCGCUCGAGAUUUGUGGCGAUUUUAAAACGAUUUUUACGAGCGUUUAUGGGUGAUUCAGUCAAUCGACGUAUAGCAACUUUUGUUCAACAUUGGACAUCGGCCAAGAAAAUUGCAAAGGAAAUCUCUCGAUUCAUAGAAGGAUAUUGGCCGAAUGGUAUUCUAGCUGAUAAACCACCUAAACGUGAUGACAGUGUUCGACAUGUAACACAAGUAUUAUGUAAAGCCAAAUUGCUUGGUAUUGUUUCAGACGAACUUCGGCACAUUAUUGGCAGCGAAACAACACGUCGUGGUUUAUUGCGUUUGUUUGAAUUACUACAAAAUGAAACGUUCAAUCGUCGAUUCGUUUAUAUCGUGAUCGAAGCUCUGUUGAUCAAAUUAUUUCGACCGAAUGAUUUACAUUUGAUCUUCGAAAAACUUUACUCUCAAUCCGAACGUGUUAAAGAAGAAUACCGACGACGAAUCUUCGAACAAGAACAUUCUCACAAUGGUAUCAUCAUCACUCCAACACAUUAUGGCGAAACUGGUCAACGACCUUACUACUUCAGUCGUCUAUCAGUUCGAACCGAUGAUAAUAUUGGUUUACACAGAUCCAAUAGUGUAUAUCAACAACAGCAACAACAAAAGACACUUCCUCGAAGUUUUUCGAAAAUAUCGCGCUAA
Molecule: messenger RNA, 3084 nt
Organism: Adineta ricciae
Lineage: Eukaryota; Metazoa; Rotifera; Eurotatoria; Adinetida; Adinetidae
Source: the annotation of a GenBank genome assembly